Molecule: messenger RNA, 999 nt
Organism: Salarias fasciatus (jewelled blenny)
Lineage: Eukaryota; Metazoa; Chordata; Actinopteri; Blenniiformes; Blenniidae
Product: mitochondrial ribonuclease P catalytic subunit-like
Biological process (GO): tRNA 5'-leader removal; mitochondrial tRNA 5'-end processing
Cellular component (GO): mitochondrial ribonuclease P complex; mitochondrion
Molecular function (GO): ribonuclease P activity
Source: RefSeq, a predicted model, not a curated record
UUUUGGAGUGAGAAGGACUGAGGAGGAGGAAAGCCAGGGCGUAUCAGAGAAGGAGGAGAAUGAGAGACUGCAUGGCAUACUGCUGCACAUGAGGAACAAUCAGAUCUACCCCCAGCAGGGCCUCGCCACCGCCAUCAAGGAGUGGUUUGAGAGUCUUAAAGGACAGAACUGGACAGGACGGUGGACCAACACUACUACAAAAGGAGUGUGCCGGUGCUGUGGGUCUGAGUUAGAGUCCAUCCAGCUGACUGCAGAGGAGUACCAGCAGCUGAAAGACAGAGUUAUGGCCGACAUCAUCCAGGGUGAAGAUGUUUUCAACAAGACCACGCCGGAGGAGUUGGAGCGGUUCAGGACCUUUGUAAAGAAGAAGCCAGCGUUUGAUGUGGUUGUGGAUGGGCUGAAUGUAGCAAAUGUCAACAAAGACAGAAGCAAGCAGUCAGAGACGUUGUUGGAGGUGGUGUCGGAGCUGGAGCGUCGCCUGACUAUCCUGGUGCUGGGGAGGAAGCACAUGCUGCGACCUUCCAGAUCCUGGGACAAACGCAACAUGCAGCUCAUCCAGCAGAAAGCACACUGCUUCUUCACUGACAAUAUUUCGGAGGAUGACCCCUUCCUGCUGUACGCCACACUGCACUCAGGGAACCACUGCCGCUUUGUGAGCAGGGACCUGAUGAGAGACCACAAGGCCUGCCUGCCAGACGGGAGCACCCGCCGGCUUUUCUUCAAAUGGCAGAGGGGACAUCAGCUCGUGGUGGACGGAUACGUGGCUGCAGGCAGGAAGGUUCGAUUUCAGAGCAUUCUCAGCUAUGACACCAUCAUCCAGACUUCAGGGGACUCGUGGCACAUCCCCUACGACGACACAGAGGACCGCAGCACCUACGAAGUGCCACAACGAUGGCUGUGUGUCAGUCAGAAGAAGUGACGACAAACACUUUUACCUGUUGUUUUCAUGGAGUGAGUUCGAUAUUAAUGUGGACUGUAAAUAAAAAAGGAAUUCAACAU